AUGUCUGACAAACCUGCAACCCAGUCGGUCUCAAGCAAUGCAUAUGCUGGCUAUCAUCAGUCAAGAAUGCCGUACAAUGCAUCAGGCUAUCCACAGUACAAUGGAGCUAUGAACAUGACCAAUUCCAAUCCCCUUUCCAACAUGCAGAACCUCAAGGCCACCCUGCCACCCUCUGCUUCGGUUGAGACUGAGAUGAAUGCAGUCAAUCGUCCCGGAUACAACAGCCCCUUGAUGAUGUUGCCGUCUGGUCAAGCCGUGCCACUCCCCAACUUCUACGGUCAGAACCAGACCUCAACUGCAGAUGCUUCCCAAUUGCCCUAUGUCCCCACUGGUAUGUUUCCAAGCUUCAUCGGAAAUACCAGCAUGGCAACAAGUGCUCUCCCAGGAUAUGGUUGGCCGUACAAUCUUGCCUCCAAUGUUGCCGGGUUUGAUCCAGGUCGUCGAGGAUCCUGGUCUUCCAAUGAAGAGAAUGCUUCCAACAACCAAAACGUGGCACUGCAGGGUCAAUCGGACUACUACAACUCCAUGGCCUACCUGUCGACCACUCCUGCCAGCCAACACUACGUUGCUGGGCCCAUUCAACCAAUGAAGUGUCAAGACAACAAAUCCUACGAGAUGGUCAACCUUGAUGAGCUCGUCAACCGUGACCCACAGAUCCCUCGUGCAGUGCCCGCCAUGUGGACCAACCAGGAGGAACUCAGCCUGGCCAAAUGUCUUCAGAAUCCCGAGGGCAUUACCAACGUCUACAUUCGUGGCUUCAUGCCGGACACCACCGAUGAGGAUCUUGAGCGUUGGGCUUCUCGCUUUGGUGAGAUCGAGUCAUGCAAGGCCAUCAUCGAGCAGGACACGGGCAAAUGCAAAGGCUUUGGGUUCGUCAUGUACUAUUCUCCCGCUGCUGCAGAGAACUGUAUCCGUGGCUUCUUCCAUCUUGGGUUUCAAGCCAGCUAUGCUCAGGAUCUGGCCAAACAUUUCUUGCCGUAUCACGCCGUCUCCACCAAGAUCUGCCGCGAUGCGCCAUCCGGAGUCAGCAAGGAAGUUGGCUUUGCAAGAUUCGAAACACGUGAGAUAGCAGAACGUGUCAUCAAAGAAUUCCACUCCGUCCUCAACGAGCGUGAUGGCAUCAAAUUGUUCCUCCGCUUUGCCGACACCAAAGCUCAGAAGCAGCUCAAACAACAGAGUCAAGAACGUCGCAACUGGCGCAGCCGCGAAUACAGCUAUUCGGUUGAACACACUCCAUCUCCAACUCUGUCUCGAUUGCAGAACGUGAACAACCACAUCAGUCCGAAUGGCAGUUGGCAGUCUCCGGCUGGAACUACCAAUGGCUUCACUCCAGCGACGUCAGUCUCUCCGCCUGAGCUUCCGGGUGUCAACAACAAGACUGCGACCAUGAUCCGCAACUCCACGUCGACUUGGCCAAUGCAGGGGGGACUGCAGUCGAUCACCAACUCCACCACUGUCAGAACCAAUCUUCCAGCAGCCCAUCCUUACAUUGAAGUCCCGCCAAAGUCUGCGGCCGCGAUUGCAAUCAUCCCAGACAAUGGCAACAUCAGCAAGAAGACCAAGACUCCAAGUCCAAAGAAGGUCACCAUUAGAAUUGAGCCAGCCAGCGGCAAGGAGAACUACACCGCCACCACUCCGCAAUCUUGCAAAUGA
Fonsecaea nubica is the source of this 1653-nucleotide messenger RNA. RefSeq lists its product as hypothetical. Gene Ontology annotation, cellular component: ribonucleoprotein complex. The record is from RefSeq and is a predicted model, not a curated record. The transcript is spliced from 6 exons. Gene Ontology annotation, molecular function: RNA binding. Lineage: Eukaryota; Fungi; Ascomycota; Eurotiomycetes; Chaetothyriales; Herpotrichiellaceae. Bases 1 to 1653 code for a protein of 550 amino acids.